AUGGCUCCCCCUACCGCCAUCUCCCCCGUCAGUGACUAUGCCGUGCCCUACACCGCCGGCAAGACCACCAAGCCGGCACCGGAGCGCGCCGUCGCCACAAAGGUCGACGACCUCCUCGGCAAAUGGGAGACCUUCACCUUCGCCCCGAUCCGCGAGAGCCAGGUGUCGCGCGCCAUGACGCGCCGCUACUUCGCCGACCUCGACACGUAUGCCGAGUCGGACGUCGUCAUCGUCGGCGCCGGCUCGUGCGGCCUCAGCACGGCGUACGUGCUCGCCAAGACGCGCCCCGACCUCAAGAUCGCCAUCGUCGAGGCCGGCGUCGCCCCGGGAGGCGGCGCCUGGCUCGGGGGCCAGCUCUUCUCGGCCAUGGUCAUGCGCAAGCCGGCCGACGUGUUCCUCGACGAGGUCGGCGUCCCCUACGAGGACGAGGGCGACUUCGUCGUCGUCAAGCACGCGGCGCUCUUCACGUCGACCGUCAUGAGCCGGGUGCUGCAGUUCCCCAACGUCAAGCUCUUCAACGCGACGACGGUCGAGGACCUCAUCACGCGCAAGAACGAGGACGGCACGCUGCGGGUGGCGGGCGUGGUGACCAACUGGACGCUCGUGUCGAUGCACCACGACGACCAGUCGUGCAUGGACCCCAACACCAUCAACGCGCCGCUCGUCAUCUCGACGACGGGCCACGACGGCCCGUUCGGCGCCUUCUGCGUCAAGCGCCUCGUGAGCAUGAAGCAGAUCGAGCAGCUGGGCGGCAUGCGCGGCCUGGACAUGCAGACCGCCGAGGACGCCAUCGUCAAGGGCACGAGGGAGAUUGUCCCGGGUCUGAUCGUCGGUGGCAUGGAGCUGUCCGAGGUCGACGGCGCCAACCGCAUGGGUCCCACCUUUGGUGCCAUGGCCCUUUCCGGAGUCAAGGCUGCUGAGGAGGCGUUGGCGAUCAUCGACGCCCGCAAGAAGGAGAACGAGCUCUAG
Colletotrichum higginsianum IMI 349063 is the source of this 969-nucleotide messenger RNA. Its product is annotated as Thiazole biosynthetic enzyme. NCBI's taxonomy places the organism in Eukaryota, Fungi, Ascomycota, Sordariomycetes, Glomerellales, Glomerellaceae. Gene Ontology annotation, biological process: thiamine biosynthetic process. The record is from RefSeq and is a predicted model, not a curated record. Bases 1 to 969 code for a protein of 322 amino acids. The transcript has 2 exons.